GAGAAAAACCCUCCACUAUUGAGUUGCUUACUGGUUUCUGUUUGCAAUUUGGUCUAAAACCACCGACUUGAGGUUGAAGGAGGUAAUUCAGUGGUAAAGGAGGUUUGGAGUGGAAAGCCAAAGGCGCACUUCUCUUUUUUCACUUUUUCCCAACUCCACAGACUCACCACCGCCAUUGAUCAUCUUCCAACGCCUUCCUGCAUUGUGAUUAUGGGUGACAGGGAACCAGUUAUAAUCAUUAUAAGUUCAGAUGAAGAUGAGGGUUCCGGCGAGACCAAGCCCGCCGGCUACCGCAGACGAGGAACUGAAAGUUGGGAUAGCAGCGACGACGACGACGACGACUGUGUGAUUUUGGAGUACGACGACUGUGUGAUUUUGGAGGAGGACCCCGACAAGCCGGUGCAAGUAGUAAACAAAAAAUUGAGCAAUGAUUCCGAUUAUUCCGAUGAUUCCGAUGAUCUGAUUGUGGUUAGCGAAAAGGGUCAGGUUGCUUGUAGAGACUAUCCCCAUCCCCGGCAUCUUUGCGUUAAAUUUCCAUUUGCCACAACGCCACACGAAUCUCACUGUGACAAGUGCCAUUGUUAUGUUUGUGACACACUUGCUCCUUGUCUAUACUGGACAAAGGACGACGCUUUGACCCACUGUAAUGCCACCGAUAAAAUGUGGGUUUGGAGAAACCAAAGAGAGAACAGAAAGAAAAGCGAUGAGAAGGUUGAGCCAAACCAAUCUCUUCCUUUGCGUCCCCCAGUGUCCGAUUCUGUGACACAGAAUCAGGUGCCUAGUGACACAUUACUCGCCUCUUCCUUGUCGAGGAAUGGUGAAAUGCCAAAUAUUGUGCUGCAACCAGCAAGUCGUGAACAGCCUGGAGGUAGACAAAAUGGUGACCUGAGAAUGCCGGCUCUCGUGAAUCCCCAAAACCGUAGCCCUCAUCAUUUGCAGCACAAGAACACUAACUCUUCUUCUACAAGUCCUACUUUAACCUCCCGCCACAUUGCUAGUGAGUUCAAUAACCUAAACCUUGGCCCUGCCAAUACAGAUAUGAAUUCUCAAACUCUCUCUAAUCCCCAUACAACGUUGUUCGUCUCCAAAAGCAAAAAGAACGGGAAGACAUGGAGGCCAUGAGUUGCUUUCAAAGUAAGUGUAAUAGGAUAAGAGGAUCAUUAUGACUGUUAGGUUAGCUCUUGGUAAAUUUUCCAAAGAUGAAAAGAUAGUAUGGAUGACUGGUUAUGAGGGGGGAACCAUUUCAUUUUUGUGGGCUGGACAGUCUAUAAGUCUAUUGCGCUUUCCUUGUGCCUAUUCCAGGUUAGUGGGUUGGCUCAUGGAUAGAAAACUUGUAACUUCAUUUAGGGUCCUAAAUGGCUAGAACACAAGGAAAUUUUACUGGAAAAAGUCCAUUGGAACUUGUUAAACCCCAACUCUUUUGCCCCAGAAAGUCUGAAGACUUGGAAUCUUGGUCUAGAAAUGUUUAUAAUAGUACAAGUAUUUUACUGAAUGAUUGUAUUAAUCACAAGAUUGCCAAUA
This is a messenger RNA of Ipomoea nil (Japanese morning glory), 1521 nucleotides long. RefSeq lists its product as uncharacterized. The record is from RefSeq and is a predicted model, not a curated record. Bases 211 to 1122 code for a protein of 303 amino acids. The transcript is spliced from 3 exons. NCBI's taxonomy places the organism in Eukaryota, Viridiplantae, Streptophyta, Magnoliopsida, Solanales, Convolvulaceae.